Messenger RNA from Hyposmocoma kahamanoa, 3184 nucleotides. It is a transcript of the gene Pkn, whose product is annotated as serine/threonine-protein kinase N. The transcript has 2 exons. Gene Ontology annotation, biological process: protein phosphorylation; signal transduction. The record is from RefSeq and is a predicted model, not a curated record. The coding region runs from base 1 to 3111 and encodes 1036 amino acids. NCBI's taxonomy places the organism in Eukaryota, Metazoa, Arthropoda, Insecta, Lepidoptera, Cosmopterigidae. Gene Ontology annotation, molecular function: ATP binding; protein serine/threonine kinase activity; small GTPase binding.
AUGGCAGACCCAGGUUAUUAUAUUCGACACCCUGUUCUGUACGAACUAGGCGUCAAGUAUGGAAUCAAGACGGAGUGUAUUCCAGAAAUAGCUUUGCCAUCCAAGUUGGAGGAGCUCAAGGAUGUCAUACGUAGAGAGAUACGUAAGGAACUCAAAAUAAAGGAGGGUGCCGAGAAACUACGCGAAGUCGCUACAGACCGAAGAUCUUUGUCUGACGUUGCUAAUAUUGUAAAGAAAGCUAAUAUCAAACUUAAUGAACUCAAGUCAGACUUGCAAGAAUUGGAGUCCCAUCUACUCCUAUCUCGCGGUCAAUCUACCCCGACCUCGCCGGUGGAUCCCUCUUACGAUGAGGAGAUCAUCCUCGCUUCUGAAGCUGCACAGCAGCAAAGGCAGCUUGGUGAGGCUACUGCAGACCGCAAAUUGGCCUCUCUUGAAAAACAAUUAAAUAUAGAGCUAAAAGUGAAACAGGGAGCUGAAAACAUGAUUCAGAGUAUAAGCAGCAGUAAUCAAUCACGGGACAAAAAAUUGUUAGCAGAAGCCCAUCAAAUGCUGGCCGACUCAAAGGCGAAAAUUGACUAUUUAAAGUUACGUAUAACUAAACUGACCAAACAGCAAAAAGGUGAAAUAGCUGGAGCAAAUGGCGACGGGAGAACCUCAGACCUAAGUGGAGUAGAGCCGUUACUAGAUGAGAGAAUAGCAGAUUUGAGAAACCGUCUUCGAAUUGAGACAGCAGUUGUAGAAGGCUCUAAAAAUGCCAUAAGGCUCUUGCAGAGUGAUAAGAAGGUCACUGACAAAAAGGCCCUGCAUGAAGCUCAACAAAGUCUCCUAGAGUCAACACAAAAAUUAGAUUUGCUACGUCGCUCACUAGAUAUGCGUCGGAAAGAACUACCUACUGAAAGUUCUGCUUUUAUUGAACUAGGUCAUGAGCUACACACUGCAAGUUCAAGCCCUGGCUACACUAGUCUCUCAGGAGGCAGUGGUUCAAGAGCCCAGUUUUUGUCUGCAGUACCAUUGAUCAGUCCAUGUGUACAAGUCACUGGCACGCUGGAAGUGCGAUUGAUGGGUUGCCAGGGCUUGUUAGAAGAUGUUCCUGGUCGCAGUCGUCGUGAUCCCCUGGCCAGUCCAUCUGAUUUGAAAUCUUUUGUUAAAGGGGUGACAAUCCGCAACUCUAUGAAGUAUACCUAUAGCAUUAAAGAGGAUACCAGCAAUGAGAUUAUGGCCGUAUUGAAACUUGACAACCACACUGUCGCUCAGACUAGUUGGAGACCUUGUUCGCAACAAGCUUGGGAUCAAAGAUUUACGAUCAAGUUAGACAAGUCAAGAGAACUAGAAAUUGGUGUUCAUUGGAAAGACUGGCGUGGGCUUUGUGCUGUAAAAUUUUUGAGACUAGAAGAGUUCAUUGAUGACAUUAGACAUGGUAUGGCCUUGGAACUUGAACCACAGGGUCUCCUUUUUGCUAAGAUCAAAUUCCUGAACCCCAUUAUAUCACGCAAACCAAAACUUCAACGUCAGCGCAAAAUUUUCAAACAACAAGGCAAAAAUAUUCCAAGACCUUCUUAUGGAGAUAUGCAUAUACCUGCUGUUGUAUUAGGCAGGCUACUAAAGCGGUCGUCACCUUCAAUUCAGAACAUUCAAACAGCCCAUAUUUCUCAACCACAGCAGCUACACUUUGAUUCUCCCUCAGAACAAAAAGAAAUAGAAAAUCCGAAUGUUACUCUUGGUGGCAUGGCUGGAAUACGUCCUCUUGGUCUGCCUCCUGCUCCUGCAACCCCACAGCCACCAGUGGCACCUCCAAAACCAACCCUUCCCUUACAGCCACCUCCAAAUGUAUCAACACUUCGCAUGGAGAAAGAACUCCAAGAAGCAUUUGCAUUCUUAGAUGAUUCUUACAAUAGAGAUAAUUAUGUUCCAAAAGAGAUUAGUACUCCAUCAUGUGACACGCCUUUGGUGGAGUAUCCCCCAUCGCCAUCACCGAAACUGGUUAUUGAAUUCCCAAGUAAUGAGGAUCAAAUUGUUGAAGUCACAAGCAAUAUGAGGAUAUCCUCAUCCCGCUCUUCUUCGGUAAUAGAAACAGCUGGCAAAGAGGAUUCCCGAAGGCAAUCUGGUGAAAUGUCUAUGGACAGUUUCAGGUUGUUAAGUGUCCUGGGAAGAGGACAUUUUGGAAAAGUUAUUUUAUCACAGUACAAACCUACAAAUGAAUAUUUUGCAAUAAAAGCUUUAAAGAAAGGUGAUAUCAUUGCUAGAGAUGAAGUUGAUUCAUUGUUGUCAGAGAAGAGAAUUUUUGAGGUAGCUAAUGCAAUAAGACACCCAUUUUUGGUGAAUCUAUUUGCUUGUUUCCAAACGGAGCAACAUGUUUGUUUUGUAAUGGAAUAUGCAGCUGGAGGUGAUCUCAUGAUGCAUAUACAUGCUGAUGUGUUCACCGAACCGAGGGCAGUAUUUUAUGCAGCUUGUGUAGUAUUAGGUCUACAGUAUUUACAUGAGAAUAAUAUUAUUUAUAGAGAUUUGAAGUUAGAUAAUUUACUGCUGGACACUGAGGGUUAUGUCAAAAUUGCUGACUUUGGACUAUGCAAAGAAGGAAUGGGUUGGGGUGACAGAACCGGGACAUUUUGUGGUACUCCAGAAUUCUUAGCACCUGAAGUUUUAACAGAAACGUCGUAUACACGUGCUGUAGAUUGGUGGGGCCUUGGUGUACUCAUUUUUGAAAUGUUAGUUGGAGAAUCGCCUUUCCCUGGAGAAGAUGAAGGCGAAGUAUUUGACUCUAUUGUCAAUGAUGAAGUACGUUAUCCCAGAACCUUAUCUUUGGAAGCGAUUGCGUUAAUGCGCCGUUUGUUGCGCAAAAAUCCCGAAAGACGUCUAGGAUCAUCUGAACGAGAUGCCGAGGAUGUAAAAAAGCAGGCAUUUUUCUUCAGUAUUAAUUGGGAACAAUUACUUCUACGUAAAGUGAAGCCACCUUUUGUGCCAACAAUAAGAAAUCUUGAGGAUGUAAGCAACUUUGACAGUGAGUUUACAUCAGAGACGCCUGUAUUAACUCCGCCUAAAGAGCCACGCCCCCUCAGUACUGCAGACCACAAGCUAUUUAAUGACUUCACAUACAUGGCAGAUUGGUGCUAGAAACAAUGUGUCAAAACAUAUUUAAAGUUAAUAGAUAAUUUCUUACAGUAAUUACAGUAUUGUAUUACAAACA